CGAACGACACGGUCCAGAAUUUGUAGGCGCUUCGUAAAUGGUUUAAACGGUAAUUAAAAUCCCUGAUCAGCCCCUCCGGAACCAGAGUGUUCCGACGUGCCUCCCUCCAUCCGUUCCAUGCACCAUCAUGACCAGUGGCGGCAGGGGGUGGUAACUGCAGAACGGCAGAACCUUACACGGGAAUCACAAUGUGCCAAGUCGUGCCGUGAACGGAUCGUGUGCCAAACGCCUACGAAAUAGUUCGGGCAAGCAGGAAUAGUGUUGUUCUGUUUUUUUCUGAUGGUUUCGUGGAUGGCCCCGAUGCACACGACGAGUAAUAUGCGUUAGUGCGGUGGUGCAGACUCCGGACGACCGGGGCGGGCUCCUAGCUAGCUCGGUUCCAUCAUUCAACCAGUGAUCGACAUCUGCUGCCUCGGUAUGAAGAUGAAGAUGGUGGCUGCGAUCCGAUGGUGGUGAUAGUAGUGGCACCACGGACAAGGUUAGAGUGGAGUAGUAGACCGAUUAGUGGUUUGUGUCCAGCCACGUUGUUGCCGUUCGUUCGACUCUUAGCCUAAUUCUCCGCGUGUGCGAACCGUGAACGACGACGCGACAUAAUAUGGGUAGCUGCCUGACAUGCUUUCGGACGGCACCCAAUGCAAAUGCACCAGCCGCCUCCGGUGGUCCGGUGGCAGGCCCCGAUGGUACGGUACCGCACGAUCCUACACUAACGUACACGGACACGGAAGCAGUUGCACAUGAAACAGACGAUCUUCUUCCAAACAGUCCGCUCGGUCCUCACAUGGCUCUGACGGAGCGGCGCAGCGGCGGAAGUGUUAAGAAAUCCGGCCUAGGUAGUAUACUGAAUGGCAACAUCGGAAGUACAGUGACCAGUGGCGGUACGGGUGGCGGAGUAAUGGGACCCGCUGGAGUCCUGCCCGGCGCAGGAGGUACCGUGGAGUGCACAAAUAAUAACGGCAGCAAGGAACUGAGUGGGCCCGGCUACGGAGGUGUGGGCGGUGGUCAGUUGCUACUGUCGGAUAACGAUUUGAACAAACUGUUCGAAAGCUACAAGGACGCGCAGGACGACGCGAUACUGUCGGAGGGUAUCGAGCGGCUGUGCGGCGAUCUCGGGUUUAAGCCAGACGACUUCGCGAUACUGGUGCUGGCGUGGCGGCUGGACGCGAGCCAGAUGUGUCAGUUUACGAAGACGGAAUUUAUUCAGGGCCUACAGCGGAUGAAUGCCGCCAGCAUCGAGGACAUACGGAGCCGGCUGCAGCAGAUCGUCGAGCGGCUGCGAACCGAUGGGACCGAGGACUUCAAGUCACUGUACCGGUUCACGUUCCGGUUUGGGCUCGAGCCGGGCCACCGGAUACUGUCGCUCGACAUGGCCAUCAGUCUGUGGCGGCUAGUGUUCACCGUGCACACGCCAGACAUUCUGCAGCGCUGGCUUGACUUUCUCGAGCAACAAGAGAACAUCCGCGGUGUCCCAAAGGACACGUGGAACAUGUUUCUGAACUUUGUGGAAUCCUGUGAUAUUGAAAACUAUGACGACACCGAGGCGUGGCCCAGUCUGUUUGACGAUUUCGUCGAGUACGAACAGGAACGCACUGGGCAGCUGAAGAAGGACGCCAACGCGGCGGCAAUCGACUCCGGUGGGGACGGUGAACCGCCACCACCAACAACACCGGCUUACUAUCAUCCCACCCAGCAGCAGCAGCUACAGGGCUACCAUGGUUCUUAGUAUUGCCUAACUGUACGCCAUCGGUCAUUAUCACCAGCAUCAUCGCCGACCACCAGCGUAGCAUAGUGUGCCCUCUUGGGGGGCCAUCUCUUUUGGUCCCGGCUGCUUCGACGAUUUCGGUCCCAUUCCAAAAACAACCAGGAAAGAAACAAGCUUUCGGUCACAACAUCCCCUUAUUCCGAUGCGCACUGCAGUCAACCUGCAUCAAUAGCCAAUCGAUCGUUUCUGCUCACAAAAACACAGGCACAGGGUUUGGUUUAUAUUUAUAUCCCUUUCGUCGUCAUGCUGAUCGAUAACGAUCGGUGGCGAGUUUUGUUUCUUCGGGAAGCCUUGGGAGCCGGUCACCAAGUGCAACAAGUACAUAAUUAUAUUAUUAUUGUUAAAGUGAGGAGAGACAGCAGUGUGCGGAAGAACACAGGUCGGUUGGUCGGUUGCAAUUUGAGUCCCCGGUUUUCCGUAUCCAGCACGAUCCACGGCGCCUGCCAACGUUCGAGGUCUAAGGUCUCUUUAUUUAAAGCAUCUUCCUUUCGCUCACGGCAGAAAAUAAGGGGCACACAAAAAGACACCCGGAUGUGCCGGGUUCCAGGCUGGGACGGACGAUAGAGUAAGAGUUACGGAGCACAACAUACGGACGUGUUAUGCUAGCCGCGUCGUGCGGUCACUGCCGCUUUUCGGGAUCGCAGCGCUGAUUAGUUCGGUUUCGGUUUUCUAGCGUAAAUGAAUGUUUUUGUGCGAACUAGCUAAUAGCAAAACUUUUGUUGUUGUCCUGGCGCGUGUGGCCGAGAGAAUGCACGCGAAAUAUGAUGUAUGUGGACCAGGGAAGACGACGACGGAUCAUUGUGAUUACCGUGCAUUCGAGUUUUUGGUUUUGGCUGCAGGUUCCAUUAGGCCGCGAUCGCGUCGAGUAAAGUGAAAAGAAAGCUCACGGAAACGAUUGAAUGCAUGUCGCUGCUGCAAAGACGAUACCGGUGGAUCGAUAUCAAAACUUAGUGUAAUUAUCGCCCCAAUUAACUUUAAACGGUUUUGAAAUAAACGGAUGCAACCCGCUGGU
This is a messenger RNA of Anopheles bellator, 2771 nucleotides long. RefSeq names its product DCN1-like protein 3 (gene SCCRO3). The record is from RefSeq and is a predicted model, not a curated record. Gene Ontology annotation, molecular function: ubiquitin-like protein binding; ubiquitin conjugating enzyme binding; cullin family protein binding. The transcript is spliced from 3 exons. The coding region runs from base 596 to 1720 and encodes 374 amino acids. NCBI's taxonomy places the organism in Eukaryota, Metazoa, Arthropoda, Insecta, Diptera, Culicidae. Gene Ontology annotation, biological process: protein neddylation; positive regulation of ubiquitin-protein transferase activity. Gene Ontology annotation, cellular component: ubiquitin ligase complex.